This is a messenger RNA of Xenopus laevis (African clawed frog), 2393 nucleotides long. It is a transcript of the gene bbs12.L, whose product is annotated as Bardet-Biedl syndrome 12 L homeolog. The record is from RefSeq and is marked provisional. Gene Ontology annotation, biological process: photoreceptor cell maintenance; chaperone-mediated protein complex assembly. Gene Ontology annotation, molecular function: ATP binding. Gene Ontology annotation, cellular component: cilium. NCBI's taxonomy places the organism in Eukaryota, Metazoa, Chordata, Amphibia, Anura, Pipidae.
CUUUCCUCCGCUGCGUCUUGGGCCGCAGGCGCGUGGAGGAUUAUGGUAUUUAUGGUUUUUCCUCUAAUACCAGGAGCCCAAUGGCGGCCAGUACUACCCACAAGAACGGAGGCUGUCACUGUGCAACUGAGAGGUAAUAUUAACAAAUCACCGAUUGACUGAUAUGGCGAUAAGAGGCCACAAGGGACUUCAGCAAUUGUUAAGCAUGGCAACAUCUGUGAAUUCUUUUAUGGGGCCCAUGAAAUCAUACAAGUUUAUAUUUGACCAAAUUACUCAUGAAAGUAUAUUGACUUCUUCUUCAUUCCGACUUCUGGAAAAUCUGGAUCUCACUAGUGCCAUUGGACAACUUCUUAAUGAAACAAUUCAGGCGCAUCACAAAAGCUAUAAAACUGGAACAACAACUCUGUUUUUCAUGGUUGGGGCAUGGAGCAGUGCUGUACAGGAAUGUUUACACUUAGGGAUCCCUGUAUCGUUAAUCGUUUCUGUUAUGCUGGAUGGAUUAAAUUCAUGCAUUGGGCAUGUUCACUCUUUACAGGUAUCUCUAGUAUCCCAGGUAACUAGUGAUUGCACAAAUAUCAAGACCAAUGGCAUAAAUCAUUCAAAUUAUUCAGCCUCAGGGGAUCAGGGCAAUUGUUCUUCAGAACUAGAAAACAAUCCACUGCCUCGUGUUUCUAAUAUGAGGACAGCUUCUGAAUUUCCUGUAGCGUUCCAUAAAAAACCUUUACCGCUAUGUACUGGUACAAAUCUUUAUAAAACUCAGAGGAGAAGGCUUUUUCACAGCAGGCACUUAGCUGAAGAUUUAAGUUUUUUUCAGGAUGUGCCUGAAAGGCCUCAAACAACUACAUUAAAUAAUGAAACCCUGGAUGGCUUGGCAAAAGGCUUGGCUCAUGGCUACCAGCCAGUUAUGAACCUUGUGAAAAAUGCAGUGUGUCUACAUUGUGCAGAAAUUAAAGAAAACUCCUUAGACAAAAGCAGUUUCAACAUCUCUAGACUUGAGACGUGUAGUUUACCAGGUUUGUCCGAAGAGCACACAACUGUAUCUUUUGGAUACACUACUUUAGUCCCAACUGAGAGUGCUGCUGUCAUUACACAUCUCAAUGGAAAACCACUUCGAAUCCUUCUUGUAGAUGGUGAAUUAACUGAAAGCCAUCGUCAUCUGGGCUUUAACAAUCCAGACAAUGUUAAAAUGGUGUUUGAACAUGCGGGCAAUGAAAAACAUAACUUAGAGGAUUCUUGGAUCAGUAGGGCAUAUGAAAAAAUUAUUCAAGCUAAUAUAAACUUGAUUUUAGUAAGAGGCGAUGUGUGCCCUUUUCUUCUAAAACAGUGCAUUCAUAGAAAUAUCCUUAUUGUUACUCAAGUAAAGCAAAAUAUUCUGCAAGCGUUCAGUGAAUGCACUGGCGCAGAACCUGUGACGUACCUAACUCAAAUUAACUGCUGCUCUGUGGGCAAUGAGGCCUUUGUCACGUUGUGCACUAGAGCAAACUCCAUAAUAGAAGUAAGUCAAAAAAUAGUUAUUUCUAUCACAGCAAAGAAACUGAACCUGAUAACAGCUACACUUAGUAGCAGAAUACCAUCUACAAUGCAGUCCAUAGAAGAUCAGUUUUUGACGUGUGCAUACAGGUUACAUCAUGCUCUUCAGGAAGGAAACGUGUUUUAUGGAGGUGGGGCCAUUGAACUUUUGUGUAUUCACCACCUUCAGAAGCUCGUACAAGAAUCUUCAUCAUCUUUCUAUGCAUAUGACAAUGCCCAGUUCCAUUGCCUCUCGUCAUGGAUGACUGAAAGUGCUACUUUUUACAGAGCACCUAUUAUCGGCUGUCUUGCCAAAGGCUGGUACAAGUAUAUUUCUGUUCUUCUUUGCAACAUGGGUGGAUUCCUUUCAGAAUUGGAUGCUGUGACGUUUAUAGAGAAUGAACUUCAAAAUAUAAGCCACCACUCUUCACCUAUUGACUAUGUUCGUGAUCAGUAUUCCAAAAAAGAUUUAUUUAAUGAUGAAAUGGGUAUUUCCAUCUCACACCACAGUUUACCAGUGUAUGAUAAUGUUACACCAAAGCUGGAAGCAUGGCGCAGAGCUUUGCAUUUAGUUCUUACAGUGCUUCAGACGGAUGCUGAAGUCAUCACUAACUCCGCUACACAAAACCAGAUACUUAUGUCAGAGACUUCAAAUGGAGAAUAUCUAUUUCUAUAGGCACAUAAGACUUUGCUGGACUAGUAUGAAUCCAUAAUUUUAAGGACAGAAUUACUUGAUUUUCUAUGUUUUAGAAUAUAUUUUGAAUUAUAAGCAUAGUAUGCCUUCUAUGUUUCAGAGUAUAUUUUUUGUUGAGAGCAGACACUGGUGCUUGUCAGGGGCUCCAUUAAAGAUUUUGCAUCUUCUAGAAUAGAUACUACAUACUUAA